This is a messenger RNA of Sporothrix brasiliensis 5110, 603 nucleotides long. RefSeq lists its product as uncharacterized. The transcript has 8 exons. The coding region runs from base 1 to 603 and encodes 200 amino acids. Lineage: Eukaryota; Fungi; Ascomycota; Sordariomycetes; Ophiostomatales; Ophiostomataceae. Gene Ontology annotation, biological process: regulation of vacuole fusion, non-autophagic. Gene Ontology annotation, cellular component: fungal-type vacuole membrane; late endosome; vacuole. Gene Ontology annotation, molecular function: GTP binding; GTPase activity. The record is from RefSeq and is a predicted model, not a curated record.
AUGGCCUCGAGAAAGAAGGUUCUCCUCAAGAUCAUAAUUCUCGGUGACAGCGGCGUUGGCAAAACCAGCUUGAUGAACCAAUAUGUAUCGAGACUGGCCAAGCUACUCUGGACACGGGCGAGCUUUUUCGUGCCGGAGGAGGUCAACAAGAAGUUUAGUGCAAGCUACAAGGCAACUAUUGGCGCUGAUUUUCUCACGCGCGAAGUUCCUGUCAAUGACCAACAAGUGACAAUGCAGUCUUUGGGCGUGGCUUUCUACCGCGGCGCCGACUGUUGCGUUCUCGUUUUUGACGUGAACAAUGCCAAAAGCUUCGAGGCCAUUGAAGGCUGGCGGGAUGAGUUCCUAGUUCAGGCAUCACCCCGCGACCCCGAUAACUUUCCAUUUGUUGUGCUUGGAAACAAGAUUGAUGUUGAAGAGAGCAAGCGAGUGGCACACGAUAUCCCGUAUUUUGAGACUAGUGCCAAAGAAGCCAUCAAUGUCGAGCAGGCAUUUGAGGUGAUUGCCAAAAACGCAUUGCAGCAGGAGUCCGAAGAGUUUCCUGGUGAAUACCAGGAUCCGAUCAACAUUCACAUUGAAAACGACCGGGACUCCUGCCCCUGCUAG